Hydatigera taeniaeformis is the source of this 900-nucleotide messenger RNA. Lineage: Eukaryota; Metazoa; Platyhelminthes; Cestoda; Cyclophyllidea; Taeniidae. The record is from the annotation of a GenBank genome assembly.
AAAUAUGCCCAGUCAAAUACGUCUGUUAGGUUUCUAGAUCAAUUGGAUGCCAUUGCAUUAGUCUCUAAUCGUUAUUCGCAACUUAUAAGUGUUUCUCAUGCUGCUAGAACUUUCAAUCUAGGCAACCUUUUGCUUUACUAUCGUAAUGUUCGGUCAUUUAUAGACGACAUUGUUGUGGUGCCGUCUUUUUGCUUGUGCGUCGGUAAUCGGGAUCUUGACAUUCGUUCUCUUCAAGACGCUAACGUGAAUUUUCCAGCUGUUUGUAAGCCUCUUGCGUCACAUGGAAAGACAGCGGCACAUAAAAUGGUGAUACUCUUCAAACAGAGUGAUUUGAGCCUGAUUAAAUGUCACUCUGUGGUACAGAGUUUUGAAAACCACAAUGGGAUCCUGUUAAAGGCAUACGUCAUUGGUGACUUCCUUCAUCUCGUUACAAGACCGUCCAUUAAAAAUCUGUCCAAAGAAUAUGAACCAAUCUUUUUUAACUCUCGAGAUGUUUCUAAAGAGAAUUCGCAUUCUGUACUUAACAACACUCACGAUGUCCCAAGCAUUGAGGAUUUAGGCAUUGACAAGUCCUUAAUGAAGCGAGUCAUUGACUCCCUUCGAGUGCGCUUACGUCUCAAACUCAUGGGCGUCGAUUUUGUGAUCCCUUCCAGCGCGGAGCGUAAACAUCACUUGGCUAUUAUAGAUGUCAACGUAUUUCCAGCCAAAAUCGAGAGCAAUCAUUUAACCAUCUCAAAUUUACUCUUGAAUUUCCGAACUGUAAAAUUCGCUCAACCCCAUUUCACUCUAGAUUAUAGCUGUGUCCCAAAUUUUCACUUCCACCUGGAGAAUUUGGUGCGAAAUAUGCUAGAUUUACCUGCGGUUCCUCUGUCAGCGGCUGCCCCGGAGACGUCCGUGUAA